This is a messenger RNA of Sturnus vulgaris (Common starling), 669 nucleotides long. NCBI's taxonomy places the organism in Eukaryota, Metazoa, Chordata, Aves, Passeriformes, Sturnidae. The record is from RefSeq and is a predicted model, not a curated record.
AUGGGAGCGCGGCGCGCGCCGGGUGGGCGGGGAUUCCUGAGGCACGGACCAAUGGGAGCGCGGCGCACGCGCGCGGCGGCCAAUGGGAGAGCGGGGGGGGAAAUUCGAAGAAGCGGCGGCGACAGCGACGGGCGGCGGAUUUUGGGAAGGGUCUCAAUUUUUGGGGUUCCCUCCCCCAGGCACCCCAACGUUCUCAGACUCUACAAUUAUUUCCACGACCGGCGCCGCGUUUUCCUCAUCCUGGAGUUCGCACCUCGGGGGGAGCUCUACAAGGAACUGCAGCGCUGCCGGCGCCUGGACGCCACCAGAACGGCCACGGUUGACCUGCACUUCCCCCCGCACAUCCCAGAGGGCGCUCGCGAUCUGAUCCAGCGGCUGCUGCAGCGCGCGCCGGCGCAGCGGCUGCACCUGCGGGGGGUGCUGGGACACCCCUGGGUGCGGGAACAUUCCAGAAGGGUCCUCCCACCUGGGCGCCGCACCCUGUGUGGAACCCUGGAUUACCUGCCCCCCGAGAUGGUGGAGGGCGGCGGCCAUGAUGAGAAGGUGGACCUGUGGUGCCUGGGGGUGCUGUGCUAUGAGCUGCUGGCAGGGCACCCCCCCUUCGAGAGCCCCUCAGCUGCCGAUACCUACAGGAGGAUCACACAGGUGAGCUCACCUGGGCACACCUGA